AUGGCCAGGACCAUCGCCAACGUGAUCAAAAAGGCAGUUGAAAAUGGCAGCCUAAGCCUCAACGUCCACGGCACCGUAUUUGUUCCCGAUAAGAAGUCGGUACACAUUUCAGAGCCUGAGAGAUUAUGUGAUACAGGGCAAGUGUACCAAGAAGAACUCUGCGGUGAGAUAAAAAUGGAUUCCAUUUGAACAAUAAACGGAAAUUUAUAUAUGGUAUAUUGGUUUACUUAACCAGAGUUAAAUACGAAACUUUAAUUAGAGUUUACCUCACUUUCCAAAUCCCGACUGUAAGUAGCCAAAAUUCCGCGCGUAACUUAGGGGAAAAGUAAUUGGUGAGUAGCCUUGAAAUCCUUUUAUUGUUUUGUCUUUCCUUAGUAAGCUGUACAUCUGGAACAUACCUGAAUAAGGUCCUUGGUAUAUGUGAGGACUGCCCCAUUGGAACGUAUCAAGAAUACGAAUCACAAGAGAGUUGCCUGCCAUGUCCACAAAAAACUUCAACUGUAGAGUCCAGAACAGACCACCGUUCAAGUUGUCUAGGUUUGUACAGAAGUAUAAUACAUUAAUGGCCUCUAUUUAGUUAAGUACGAAUUUCUCCUCAAUCGUCACUGUCAUUUUCACUCUUCUUAUUUUGCGUAACAAUGACUAUGUAAUUAAACAAUAAUUAGAUUCAGUUUUUGUGAUAUCUGAAAUAAUCAAGGUUUCGGCAAGUGUUUUAUCGGCCUCGGCCUGCGGCUCGGCUGAUAACAGUUACCUCGACCUUGAUUAUUACGGAUACCACAGAAAAUCUCAUCCAAUAAUUGCUUAAAAUCGCCUUUGAAAAUGCUGCGUACAAUCAAUAAUAGCAAAUAUGCGCCAAGGAGUGGGGAGAAAUUGACAUAUAAACUCAGUGUAGUCUUUGUUACAACGUUUUUGGUUGUGUCUUCUUUUCAAAGCUUUUUGCAAGGCUGGAUCAUAUUCGCCUACGGGACUGGAGCCUUGCAUCUCGUGCGAAAAGGGCUUUUAUCAAGAGAAAGAGGGACAAAAAGGGUGUUUUAAAUGCAUCUCAGCCACAACGACUCCUGGCAUCGGAUCCACUGCCCCAAAGGAGUGUAGAGGUAGGUAA
Messenger RNA from Porites evermanni, 1102 nucleotides. The record is from the annotation of a GenBank genome assembly. NCBI's taxonomy places the organism in Eukaryota, Metazoa, Cnidaria, Anthozoa, Scleractinia, Poritidae.